CUAAAGGGUAAGCGGACAAAAACCAUCUCUGCUGUGCCUCUCUCCCCGCAACCCUAGCUUCAUACAUACAAAGCCGACAACCAGAUAAUUUUUUUUUUUUUUUUAAAAAGGGGGAACUACAAUCUGCACGCUUCUUCCCUCACCUGAGAGCACGAUCAGGAGAAGGGAGCUCGUGGAGAAGAGGAAAAUCUCAGGAAUUUCAGAAGAGAAAAUCAGAGAAGAGAUUGUGAGAACCAAAGGGAAAAAGUUCAGGGAGAAUCGACAGAAGGAAGUGAUUCCGGCAGCUUCAGCUUCACCAAUUUGCAAUAGUAAUUGCGGUCUUCUAGGAAUGGCAUUGGUGGUAAUCUGUGGGCAGCCAUGCAGUGGGAAGUCAAUAGCUGCAAAGUGCCUGGUUGAAGCUCUAAAAGAAGCAGAAUGCAAGCAAAUGGCAAGGAUUGUUGAUGAAUCAUCAUUUCAUCUUGAUCGUAAUGAGAGCUAUGCUAAUAUGCCUGCAGAGAAAAAUUUACGAGGUCUGCUCAGGUCUGAAGUUGAUAGAUCCGUAUCAAAAGACAGUAUACUCAUUGUUGAUUCUUUGAAUGGUAUCAAGGGUUACAGGUAUGAGUUAUGGUGUUUGGCUCGCGCUGCAGGAAUAAGAUACUGUGUGCUGUACUGUGAUGUAGAGGAAAUGCAUUGUAGAAAGUGGAAUGAAGAGCGUAGGGACAAGGGAGAAGCUGCAUAUAAUGAUGUGAUAUUUGAAGAUCUGGUCCGAAGGUUUGAGAAACCAGAUAGAAGAAACCGCUGGGAUUCACCUUUAUUUGAGUUGUGGCCAUACAAAGAUGGAAUAGAGAAAUCUUCUGCUGCCAUCUUUGAUGCUGUGUCUUAUUUGACCAAAAAAGUGGACACAAAAUCACGCGAUGUUAAAAUUUUACAGCCAACAAUUGCUACACAAAAUACACGAUUUUCAGAGGCAAAUUCUUUAUAUGAGCUGGAUAGAGCAACACAGGAGGUUAUCAAUGCUAUUGUGGAAGCACAAUCCCAGGCAAUUGGAGGGCCUCUUAGCGGAAUUUCACUAGGGCAGGGUUUGCCAACUAUCAACACUGGCAGAUCAGUUGUGCUCCCUGAAUUACGGAGGUUGCGAAGAACAUUCAUUAAAUUGACAGGGCAAACAAGUUUGAGCGGGCCACCCCCGCCUUCUGACGCUGAUAGUGCAAAGAGGAUGUUUAUAGACUACCUUAAUAGAGAAUUGGGAUCUACAGCAUGAAAGGAGCGUAUUGAUAUAACAGUAUAACACCCUAGUUUUUGUUUUUAUGACGAUUGGAUUUUUUUUUUUUUUUUUCAAAAAGAAAAAAAUUGUAUUCUUGUUCUGGCAUUGUCAAGGCUCUGAUUGGAUUGCAGGAAACGGUUUGGCUUUUAUAUAGACUAUAAAACAGAUCUAUGCUA
Molecule: messenger RNA, 1419 nt
Organism: Rubroshorea leprosula
Lineage: Eukaryota; Viridiplantae; Streptophyta; Magnoliopsida; Malvales; Dipterocarpaceae
Source: the annotation of a GenBank genome assembly